Lepidothrix coronata (blue-crowned manakin) is the source of this 410-nucleotide messenger RNA. RefSeq names its product early activation antigen CD69-like. Lineage: Eukaryota; Metazoa; Chordata; Aves; Passeriformes; Pipridae. The record is from RefSeq and is a predicted model, not a curated record. The annotation marks the transcript as partial. The transcript is spliced from 4 exons.
CUGUGGCUCAACAGACUCAAAUCUGAGAAAUCAGCCACCCGUUGAGAGCUGCCCUGCGAGUGAUGCCUCAGGUUCAAGAUGGGGCUUGUCCCUGUCAGGAAGGUGCCUCCUCUAAAUUUGCAGUGAUUCAAGAUAUGGAGAGUGGAAGCAACUGGAAGAAUGGCAAUUGGUUCAGAUCCCGCCGAGGGCUGACUGUGCUCCUGGUGCUGUCUGUGCUCCUGAACGUGGUGGCCGUGGCUGUGCUGGCAGGAAAAAGUCAUGGAGAGAUUCCAGUUACACCUGAGGGUCCACAGUUUCUGGCCUGUCCCGAGGACUGGGUCGGGUACAACAGGGUCUGUUACUACCUCUCAGUGGACUGGAGGACCUGGGAGCAGGCUCAGGAUCAGUGCUCUGAGCUCGGGGCCUCCCUG